Messenger RNA from Oncorhynchus gorbuscha (pink salmon), 3098 nucleotides. Its product is annotated as mitogen-activated protein kinase 12-like. Gene Ontology annotation, cellular component: cytoplasm; nucleus. The record is from RefSeq and is a predicted model, not a curated record. Gene Ontology annotation, molecular function: ATP binding; MAP kinase activity. The transcript has 12 exons. Gene Ontology annotation, biological process: protein phosphorylation; intracellular signal transduction. Bases 1477 to 2562 code for a protein of 361 amino acids. NCBI's taxonomy places the organism in Eukaryota, Metazoa, Chordata, Actinopteri, Salmoniformes, Salmonidae.
GUUUGAAGCCUGAAAUGUGGCAAAAGGUCGCAAAGUUCAAGGGGGCCGAAUACUUUCGCAAGGCACUGUAUUGCCUACAUUUUCCAGGAAGCUUCAAAACUUUUGUGGAAUUUGCUUUUGUGGCUUGUUCCUUGGUCACUUGAAUUUCUUUAACUUUUGAUAUGUUAUGGCUCAAAGUUUAGUUGUUCAUAAUAUUGAAAAAACCAUUCCAUUAAAAUAAUAUUUUUGGAAGUUGGAAUGUUUUACUCGGAGGUAAAAAGGAAAACUGCGUGCACUAAUCAAACGGCUUGUCUUCUCUUGGGCAGAGCUCAAGUCUGUUAAUAUUGAUCAGUUGGAGCUUUUCCCUCAAAAGAAAGGAAAAAACAUUGAUUGUAAUAGUACAGACUAUCCUAAAGUUAUAAUCCCUCACAAAAGCCAAUGAGAUUCUUACAUUAUCGUUUUUAUUUCCUUGUUAUUAAAGUAGAUAUGAUAUUCAAUAUAUUUUCUUCUGAGAGCUUCCUCUAUAUGUGAAUUGUAGUCAGUAAACUUCAACAAAAAUCUAUAUGGGCUGUUGUCACUUUAUGCACACCCAUGCAUAGGCCUACAUAUGCACAACAGUAUAGUCUACAUUGAUUUAUAUUCCAGCUUGUCUCUUCAUGUCUAGGUUAUGUAACAUUGCAUGUGAAGUAUUGAUGUUGCUCAUGUUAAACAGUAAAUACUAGAGCCUGCCACACCUACCAUAAAAUAUAUUUUCUUUGUUUCUUUGCAGAAAUGUUCAUAAAAAGACAAGCAAUUUUAUUUAACUAUUUCAAGAUAUGCUGUUUCUUUCUCCCAAACAUGUUGGACAAGUUUGUGCAUUGUAUCCUCGUAUUGUGUAUAUUAUGUCUGUUCCUCAGGCCUACACACAACUUUUCGAGUCUCUCCAACCAACCUUGGCGCUGUGGGAGGAAUGUCUGUACCCUUGUGGACUCCUCAAUGCACAUGUCCCAGCAAGCACUGAAUACACUACACUGUAGGCUACACCUCAACAUGGCCAAUGCAGAAAGACAUAUAAUGGAGCAGCAACAUCAAACAGGCCUGUAAAGAUUUAACUUACACACAGUCAUACGUGUAUUCUGUCCUGGGUUUGACUUGUAUACCAUUGAUAUUCCGAUCUUCCAGGUUAUAUAGUUAUCUAAUAAUAGGGUGCUUUCUUGAAUCUAUAUUCUACUCUGCAGACAUGUGAAAAUGACAAACUUGUCACCGUUUAUUUGUCCAAACAGACCUCAUACAACAUUAAUCAGCAGUUAUAGUGUGCACACAGCAGUGGAUGUGUUGUCACACCACGCUUCAUAAGACGCGGGAGUGGCUGUGCUCUGGUUGACCCCUGCAAGCGGCGCCUAGUUGCGCGUUACGAGAAUUUCAAGAACGCAUAGGUGGGACUAUGGGUGUGUAAACGAAACUGGGAAAUCACCUCUUGGGACACAUAGUGAAUUUGUUAAAAAGUGGUCAAAUAAGAUGUCGAGCCGGACCAGACCUGGCUACUGUCGCCAGGACGUGAACAAAACCACCUGGGAGGUACCGGUGCAGUACCGGGAGCUGAAACAGGUGGGGACGGGGGCUUACGGUACAGUCUGCUCUGCGGUGGACUUCAGGACAGGGACCAAGGUGGCCAUUAAGAAGCUCCACAGGCCCUUCCAGUCUGAGCUCUUUGCUAAGAGGGCCUAUCGGGAGCUGAGGCUGCUCAAACACAUGAAACAUGAAAAUGUUAUUGGCCUUGUCUAUGUAUUCACUGCAGACCUCUCCUUGGACAGAUUCCAUGACUUCUAUCUGGUGAUGCCCUUCAUGGGAACAGAUCUGGGGAAGUUGAUGAAGUUACAGAAUCUCUCGGAGGACAAAGUACAGUUCCUGGUGUAUCAGAUGCUGAAGGGACUCAAGUAUAUCCAUUCUGCUGGCAUCAUUCAUAGGGACCUCAAACCUGGGAAUCUGGCUGUUAACCAGGAAUGUGAGCUCAAGAUCCUGGACUUUGGAUUGGCGCGGCAGGCUGACAGUGAGAUGACUGGCUACGUAGUGACUCGCUGGUACAGAGCCCCAGAGGUCAUCCUCAGCUGGAUGCACUACACCCAGACUGUGGACAUCUGGUCAGUGGGCUGCAUCAUGGCAGAGAUGCUGUCGGGAAAACCACUGUUCAAAGGCAAUGACCACCUGGAUCAGCUGACUGAGAUCAUGAAAAUCACCGGGACGCCCACUCAGGACUUCAUCACCAAACUGCAGUCUCAGGAUGCAAAGAACUAUGUCAAAAGCCUUCCCAAAGUGCAAAAGAAAGACCUUCAGGAACUCUUUUCCAAAGUCAACCCACAGGCGGUGACAGUUCUAGAGUGCAUGCUGCUGCUCGACCCAGAGAGUAGGGUGAUGGCGGCAGAGGCCCUCGCCCUGCCAUACUUCUCAGAGUUUAGAGAGCCAGAGGAGGAGACUGAGGCCCAGCCUUACGACCACUCGGUAGACAACUCUGACUUGUCCCUGGAACAGUGGAAACGUCACAUGUUCACAGAGAUCUUGUCUUUCCAGCCCCAAGUGGUUGAGUCCAGGGAAACCGCACUGUAAGGUGAAGUGUCGCACAUGGAAACCAACCCCCACCCACCAUUUGUUUUUACAAGUGUCCUCCUCUGUUAAUCCAACAUUCUCAGACUGUAAUGUUUGUCUGGGUUUACUCCUCACGUGUGUAUAUUUUCAGCUAUUUUCAUACCACUCUUGUUGGCUCCUGGAUCAAGCGCUUGUCAAGACAGCGAUUUUUGUCAUUUAGGAUAAGACGUUGUUUGUCCUUUGACUAUAAUUCUAGGACGUUUCCGUGUGUGUGUGUAGCUGUGUAGUCUAAACAUGUCUGUGACCCCUACUGAUGUUUCCUUAACCUUCCUUUUAUCACCUUAAUGAACAAUGGUACAGGUCCAAACAUCUGAAACCAUUUACUAAAGUGUGAGCACAGCAGCAGUUAUUUGAUGACACAGUUUGCAGACACAUAAAAACCAUUGGUGGUCUGCAAAACGUUGCACAAUUUUUUUUUUUUUUUUAAAUAUAAGCCGUUUACUGUAAUUUUGCUUACAUUGGAUAUUUUUUUAUUUAUUAAAACAUCAUUGUUUAAA